This is a messenger RNA of Rubroshorea leprosula, 441 nucleotides long. The record is from the annotation of a GenBank genome assembly. Lineage: Eukaryota; Viridiplantae; Streptophyta; Magnoliopsida; Malvales; Dipterocarpaceae.
CGACAAUCUCAAUUUUUGUUCACAUUAAAAUUUGAGUCAUUUUACAUUGAUGAUUGCACUUAUACUGUUUCUUCUCUCCCUUGAUUUUGUACAAAGAUGCUUCAGUUCCAUGAUAUAAACAAGAUAUUGGCUCUUGCCCCUUCAUCGUUGUCUUCAUUGGCUGAUCCUGAUACUCUCCAUAAAAUUAGCAAGCAAUAAACAUGAGAGAUUCCAAAUCUAGAGUUUCAUCCUAAGAACUGUGGCCUGGAAGCAGAUGAAUGGAACCAACCAACAGAAGGCAAUCAUCCUCUUAAAUGCCACUGCCGCCUUUAAGUUUGAUGCUGUUUUGCUGCCUUCUUAUCCCAUUCAUCUACUUGUAUAAUCUGAACUUUGUUUAUUGUUCCGCAACAUACACUUCCCGGCCUUUUUGAUAUGCCAACAAGAUAAAGAUUAGAAGGACUA